AUGGCCCCUCCUUCCUCUCGCUCUGAGGUGUUGUCUCACCUUCGAGCCCAAGUUGACGGGGGUAAACCUAUCAUUGGAGCCGGAGCAGGCACUGGUUUGUCCGCCAAAUUCAUCGAGGCCGGGGUUGCAGACCUGAUCAUCAUCUACAACUCCGGACGCUUCCGCAUGGCAGGUCGAGGAUCCCUCGCUGGACUUAUGCCAUAUGGUGACGCCAAUGCUGUCGUCCUCGACAUGGCAAACGAGGUCUUGCCAAUUGUCAACAGGAUAGGCGUCCUUGCUGGCGUUUGCGGAACCGACCCCUUUCGCAUCAUGCCCAACUUUCUUCAACAACUCAAGAGCAUGGGCUUCUGCGGCGUCCAAAAUUUUCCCACCGUGGGUCUCAUCGAUGGAGUUUUCAGGGCAAAUUUGGAGGAGACGGGAAUGGGUUAUGACAAAGAGGUCGAAAUGAUCGCCCAAGCACAUAAGCUGGAUUUACUCACCACGCCCUACGUCUUCAAUGUGGACGAGGCUGAGAAAAUGACCAAGGCUGGUGCAGAUGUUUUGGUCUGUCACAUGGGCUUGACAACCUCCGGGUCUAUCGGCGCCAAAACAGGCAAGACACUUGAUGAAUGCGUCGAGUUGAUUCAAACGAUGAGAGAUGCUGCAGUCGAGAUCAAUCGCCAAAUCCUCGUCCUCUGCCAUGGAGGUCCCAUAGCCGAGCCGAAGGAUGCUGAUUAUGUUCUCAGCCGGACGACCGGCGUCCAUGGUUUCUUUGGCGCCAGUAGUAUGGAGAGAUUACCUGUCGAGCUUGCUAUUACCGACAUAACAAGACGGUUCAAAACUCUGAAAUUCAACAGCUAAAAGUAGUGAGGAGACAUAGGGAUGCAAACGGGUCAUCUGGUCUUCGACAUGCGCAUGGUCCUGAGAUAUAAGGCUGAACUCAGCGCCGACCAAAGUUUAAGAUCCCUUGCCAAUAUUCGAGGCUACAAGAUUAGCAAACCCGGCCAGCGUCCGUACCCCUGCUUUGUCGUCCGGGCUUGAAUUUUGAUCUGGUUGGUUAUUGGACAAUUGACCACAUGGCCAGGUCGCCAGCGCCCCGGGCCUGAGCACCCUUGGAAUAAAACCCUGCGCAAGGAAAUAUUGUUGGGUGCAAGACCACGAGUACUCCGUAUCUGCACAUGGGGCUGCAGCGUACCAUUUCGCCCUUUGCACCACACAGAAAGCAGACAACAUGACUAACUACGAGGAGAUCUUUCCUGGAUUCGUGUCUCCGACGACGAUCAAAGCCGAGUCUCUGCCCAACUAAAAUGGCACUAGAAAGGCAACCUGAUUCAAGUCUGCCUUGGUCUCCACCAACACGGCUCAGAUUGACUUUCGCUUCACAUCAGGGUUCGGCUAACCCUUGAGCCAAGAUCGGCCCCCAUAUAUACCAAGACUUGCCGCCCCUCGUGCCCCUGAAACCGGAGCUUUGAGGGCCAUUUGCGCCACAUAGCGCACGAACUAGGGCUUAGAGAAGCAUACGCUUGAUUAAUGCAAGGUGCAACAGCGAUCCAUUUGCCUAGAGGCACAAAUAAGAAGUGAUCGCUGAUUGACUGUGGGCUCAAUUUCAUCAUUCCCAUCCUACUGGUCUUUGACUCAACCGGUGAUCAAUUGGUCCCAUUCACCUAUGCGCCUGACGGUCCUUUUAGCUGAAUGCUGAUCCUUCUUGACCUGAUGUAAACAGUCUAUUCAAGGCUGAUCCCUGGUCAAUGCAGAGGAAUAGGUAUUGUUUAGGCUUUUGAGCUUGGAGAACUUCUAUGUACGGAGUACUCACAACCAAUGGCUUCUGGUCGAUCUUGAUAACCGACUAAUCAGAGCGGCACGUUGGAAUUUCAGGGUCAAGCACGAGGUUAAGAGUGGAUGAGCGAUCAAAUCCUCGGCCCUGACUGCCACAAAAUGUAGCCGUAUUCCGUCGUGCUCACGACCAGGCUAAAUCCUGAGUCGCGAACCACCGGCAGUUGGAGCAC
Molecule: messenger RNA, 1985 nt
Organism: Exophiala mesophila
Lineage: Eukaryota; Fungi; Ascomycota; Eurotiomycetes; Chaetothyriales; Herpotrichiellaceae
Exons: 2
Coding region: 1-840 (279 amino acids)
Molecular function (GO): catalytic activity
Source: RefSeq, a predicted model, not a curated record